Molecule: messenger RNA, 435 nt
Organism: Naegleria gruberi
Lineage: Eukaryota; Heterolobosea; Eutetramitea; Acrasida; Naegleriidae
Exons: 2
Coding region: 1-435 (144 amino acids)
Source: RefSeq, a predicted model, not a curated record
AUGAUCAUUAAACAUUCAGGUGUUUUUGCUGCAGGUGUUACUAGUUCAUUGUUGGUUGGAGUGCAUUUGUUAGCUGAAAAAAGAAUUUUGGCAAGAUUUUAUGAAUUAGAAAAAGAGAAAAAGGUUGAAACAGUUCCGGUUCUAGUUUUGAAUGCCACUUGGCAUGCAGUGACAGCAAUCUUAUUGGCUUCAGGUAUUGUUUUCACAUGCAAUGGAUUAGGAUUAGAUAAAUUUACAUUGUUCGGAAAUAAGUUACUUUCUACAUCCUCUGAUAGUGUAGAUGUCAUGAGUAAAUUAAAUUUAGGACUGUCACUUGUCUUGAUCUACAUGAAAUUCAAACCAAGAAAUGAUAAUAAGGAAGGAUUUUUGCAGAGAAUAUUACAAAUGCCUCAAUCGAUUGCUUUCCUAACCAUGUUUUUCUUAACCAGACAAUAA